Linum tenue is the source of this 373-nucleotide messenger RNA. The record is from the annotation of a GenBank genome assembly. NCBI's taxonomy places the organism in Eukaryota, Viridiplantae, Streptophyta, Magnoliopsida, Malpighiales, Linaceae.
GGACAGUGGGUUCUGCAAAUUUUGCUGGUGUUGCGAUUCGCUAACUCUAUGACAAAUUCUAGCAAUGUCUGGCCAUGAUUGAUGAAGCGGCGAGCUGAUGGUGGGAGAAAAGAGAGAUUCGAGUGGAUUUAGUGUUUUGAGUGGGAAGAAGAAGAAGAAGAAGAAGAGGCGCGAUGAAGAAGAACUAGGGUGGCCUCUGACGAAUUUUGCAGAACAGGGAAGAGGAAUAGUCUGGGGGAUGAAGGAGAUGGAUCGGGAAAAUGGCCCCUCUGUUUCUUCAAUUUUAAUUUUAUGGGUUAUAGGUAUAAUAUACCCCUCCACUAUGACGUUUUAUCAAACAUGCCCCUCUACUAUUUUUUACAUCAAACAUGCC